AUGUUAGAAAGAUUAGCAAACCAUCCUUUUUAUUGUUUUCUUGAUGGUUACAGUGGUUUCUUCCAAAUCCCGAUCCACCCUAAUGAUCAGGAGAAAACCACUUUCACAUGCCCUUAUGGUACCUUUGCUUAUCGAAGGAUGCCAUUUGGGCUGUGCAAUGCCCCAGCUACUUUCCAGAGAUGCAUGACCUCCAUUUUUUCAGAUCUGAUAGAGGAGAUGGGUGACAUAAAAGUUGUGGACAAAAAGGGAGUGGAGAAUGUAGUUACUGAUCAUCUCUCUAGGAUGCGAGUUGAAGACAUAGUCCCCAUCAAUGAUUCUAUGCCUGAAGAACAGCUUAUGGCAAUCAUGAUCUUGAAAGAGAGUUUUGAUGAGAAAGUCAGGCUGGAAGAAGUUAAGGCUCUGCGUGAUGAGAAUUUGCCAUGGUAUGCUGAUAUAGUGAACUUCAUGGUGUAUGGAGAAGUCCCUAGUAAUUUUGAUGCUUACAAGAGGAAGAAGUUCUUCAAGGAUGCUAGGCACUACUAUUGGGAUGAACCUUACUUGUACAAGAGAGGACCAGAUAGCAUUUACAGGAGAUGCAUAGCUGAAGAAGAUGUACAAGGAGUUCUUGAGCAUUGCCAUGGGUCUGCUUAUGGAGGCACUUUGCCACAUUCAAAACCGCAACUAAGGUUCUGCAAUCUGGUUUAUGGUGGCCUACUUGUUCAAGGAUGCAGCAAGUUACAUCGCCAAGUGUGA
Molecule: messenger RNA, 732 nt
Organism: Microthlaspi erraticum
Lineage: Eukaryota; Viridiplantae; Streptophyta; Magnoliopsida; Brassicales; Brassicaceae
Source: the annotation of a GenBank genome assembly